UGGCGCGGUGCAGUUUGGUUCUUGCAUUUAGUACCUAAUGAACUGCCACCAGGGUUUGGGUACAGUACCGUAUACAAAAUGAUAGUGAAAUAGACUAAAUUAAUUCGAAUUUAAUCAUGUUCUUUAGUACUUUCUUUUAUAAAAUUCUUCUAGUGUUGUGUUUAGUGAGGGGAUCUUUUGGCGAAUUGUCGAAUGCGUCUCAGGUUUUGGGUGAUAGGAAUGGGGAGCUGGGAACGGGUGAUGAGUUAGUGUCUAUUUGGCACCUGUUCGAUCAGUACCAGUGGCUGAGAAGAACGGAAAAAUUGGAGAAUGUCGUCUGUAAGAAGCACAUGGAGAUUUAUGUUAAGAACUUGCGGCAAGAGAAAUAUUGGGCAUUAAAAAUGUUCGAUGCAUCGGGUCGUUACAACAGCCCCUUCUUUUUCGGCAACAAUUUUUGGCUGGGAUCCUUAACUUUGUGCGAUGAAUUGUCGAACAAAGAAUCUAAUGCUGAACAACCACCUUUUCUUAUACAUUUCUACGUAGCCAAAAUCAGAAUAAGCAAUUUUACCAAUUUACCAACAGAGGAUAGACAGAUUCUUCUAGGACAAUGCCUACCCAGAUCCUGCAAAGUAUCGGAUGCAGUUUUGUUAUCUCAGGAAAGUUAUCAUGGCGGUACUCUGGAUGUUCUGGAUUUAAGGGCAAUACCUGGAGACUAUUCGGUAUUCACCGAUCAAAAAGCUCACAUUGUCGGUGGCUGUACUUUGAUCAUCAUACUGCUGGUAGUACUAGCUUCGAUCGUUGAAGUGAUACAAAAAAGAAACAGUAAAGACCUAGAAGUAAGCAGAAACAAGGAGGGAAAUGCCAACGAAGGCAACAAUCGAAAAAAGGAAAGUAAUGUAUAUUUAAGGUUACUGUUGGCAUUUUCCGCCUUGAACAACGGCAAGAAGGUGCUGUCCGUCGAGAAGCUGCCCCAAGACUCCAUCAACUGCCUGCACGGGCUAAGGUUCUUCUCCAUCGCUUGGAUCGUGAUGGUGCACACUUAUUUGGCAGCGUUCGGAGUGGGUCGGAACAAGACGUUGAGGAAUUUGACCGAGAAAAACUUCAUGUACCAGACUAUAUCGAACGCCACUUUCUCGGUGGAUACUUUCUUUUUUAUCAGUGGUCUUCUAGUAACAUUGAUGUUUCUUCGAAGCGAUGGCAAAAAGGAAAAAUCAUCCAAAUCCAUACAUUUUCUUAAAGCUGCUUUCCUGGACAUAUUCAAGUUUUCCUCCAUGAUAAUUUACAGAUUUCUGCGCCUUACCCCAGCGUACUUUUAUGUCCUAGUUCUCAAUGAAAUUGUGAUGAAGAAUAUUCACAGUAACUCCGUAUUCUCUCCUGCAAUUUAUGAUCAUGUAACUUGUAAGAAAUUCUGGUGGAGAAACAUUUUAUAUAUAAAUAACUUCUUUCCUCAAAAGGAGUUCUGUAUGUUGUGGUCUUGGUAUCUUGCCAACGACUCCCAAUUUCAUGUGAUAGCUUCGAUAUUCUUAGUUAUAGCUGUCAGGAAUACUAGAGCCUUGAAAUUCGUGUCUAUUUCCAUGAUUUUGUUACUAAUUUCAUCCUGGAUAGUGACGUUUAUCAUAGCGAUGAGGCAUCAGUACGUGGCUAGAGUGGAACAACCGUUUGCCUUGUUUGACGAGCUGUAUGACAAGCCUUGGAUGAGGAUAGGACCUUAUUUAAUAGGGAUGUCAACAGGUUACAUCUUAUACAAAAACGAUUGCAAAAUAAAAAUCCACUAUCUGCUCAUGGUACUUGGUUGGAUAUUAGCACUAUCGUGUUUAGGAUCUUUGGUAUAUGGCUUAGGUAGAAAAGGAUUGGUAGUACCAGCUUCGGCAUUUUACGUUGCGCUAGGACAUACCGCAUGGGGUGUAUCAAUCGCCUGGAUAACCAUAGCCUGUUCGUCUGGAUACGGUGGCCCACUUAACAGUUUCCUGUCUUGGAGACUGUUCCUUCCACUUAGUCGACUAACGUUUUGUGCGUACCUUGUCCAUCCGAUGAUGAUGUGCCUCACGGGAUUCGCCUUGGAUGGCCCCAUACAGCUGCACAACUUUUAUACGUUAGUUAUAUUCUUUGGAAACCUCGUCUUGUCAUUCUUGACGGCCUUUGCAAUUUCCAUGGCAUUUGAGGCACCAAUGGUAAACAUAUUAAAAAUUAUAUUUUCUUGAUUAUAACUAUAUAAAUAUAUCUGUAAAU
Messenger RNA from Sitophilus oryzae (rice weevil), 2208 nucleotides. RefSeq names its product nose resistant to fluoxetine protein 6-like. Gene Ontology annotation, molecular function: acyltransferase activity, transferring groups other than amino-acyl groups. The record is from RefSeq and is a predicted model, not a curated record. NCBI's taxonomy places the organism in Eukaryota, Metazoa, Arthropoda, Insecta, Coleoptera, Curculionidae.